Alternaria alternata is the source of this 777-nucleotide messenger RNA. RefSeq lists its product as hypothetical. The transcript has 2 exons. The record is from RefSeq and is a predicted model, not a curated record. Bases 1 to 777 code for a protein of 258 amino acids. Lineage: Eukaryota; Fungi; Ascomycota; Dothideomycetes; Pleosporales; Pleosporaceae.
AUGCUCAAGACUCAGCAUCAGCGACACGCAAUAGCAAAUCCAGGCAUCAUGGCGGCAUCUUGGAAACUCGAAGUCGAGAUCAAUCACAUGCUUUCUGCACGUGCUUUCCGCAUUCAACGUUCUCGUACCUCCUCCGUAGUCUUGACGUUUCAGGUCAACCAGGGUAGAGGAGCCACCGUCAAAACAUCGGCAUCAUCUUUGCAGGCGAACGAUGCCGGCACCAGACCUGCCAAAAGCAGUCGUCGGAAGUCCGCGGUCCUAACCAUGCAAGACACAAAACAGCCUUACGAUCCCUACCAGGCCGGAGCUGUAUCAAUGCGUUGCGUUGCGGUGACCGUUCAAGGAGAGCUUGAAAUCUUGUAUGGAACCUGUUGGGCCUGCCCCGUCAUGGUCCGACAUCACUGGUCAAUUGCUGAUGGGGACGUUUCAGCUACCGGUGAAGUCAAAUGCGCAGCACCAUAUAUUGGUAAUGUUGCUCGGAAUGUAUUGCUGUAUGCUGGCAAUGCGCAACCAGCCAGCGCAAUCACGACGGAAACGGGAAUCGCGGGGAGAGACGGGCAGGAUGCGACAUCGAUGACCAACACACAUGAUAGCAAGUUUGAUCGUAUGUGCACUAGUGGACGGGACACAACCGCGGCGCGAGACUCGCCUGAAUGGGCCCGAUGCCGAUGCCAGCGGGUGCUUGAUUUUGACAGGCCGGUAACACUCGCACUGAUGACUCAAAAGAGCAUCGAACCUGUCAUGUUUUCCUGGUUGGGCGCUACCAACGUGGUCUGA